AUGAAGAUUUUUCAGUGCGACAUGCAAUACUGGUUGUUUCCAGCUUUUCUGGCAAUUGCUUAUUUUUGCACCAUUGUCCAGGGUCAAGUGGCUCCACCCACAAGGUUACGAUAUAAUGUAUUAUCUCAGGACAGUAUACAGAUUUCAUGGAAGGCUCCAAGGGGAAAAUUUGGUGGAUACAAACUUCUUGUGACUCCAGCUUCAGGUGGAAAAACCAAUCAAUUGAAUCUCCAGAACACUGCAACUAAAGCAAUUAUUCAAGGUCUUAUGCCAGACCAGAAUUAUACGGUUCAAAUUAUUGCAUACAGUAAAGACAAAGAAAGCAAGCCAGCCCAAGGCCAAUUCAGAAUUAAAGAUUUGGAAAAAAGAAAGGAUCCAAAACCCAGAGUCAAGAUUGUGGAUAAAGGAAAUGGGAACAAACCAUCUCCACCAGAAGAAGUGAAGUUUUUCUGUGAAACGCCAGCUAUCGCUGACAUUGUAAUCCUGGUUGAUGGUUCCUGGAGCAUUGGAAGAUUCAACUUCAGACUGGUUCGGCUUUUCUUGGAGAACCUGGUUACAGCAUUCAAUGUGGGCUCAGAGAAGACACGGAUUGGUCUUGCACAGUAUAGUGGUGACCCCAGAAUAGAAUGGCACCUGAAUGCCUUUAGCACAAAAGAUGAGGUCAUCGAAGCUGUCCGGAAUCUACCAUACAAGGGAGGAAAUACAUUAACAGGUCUUGCUUUGAACUACAUUUUUGAGAACAGCUUUAAACCAGAAGCAGGAGCAAGGACUGGAGUGUCCAAAAUUGGCAUUUUAAUCACAGAUGGCAAAUCCCAAGAUGACAUUAUCCCACCAUCCAGAAACCUUCGUGAAUCCGGUGUAGAACUGUUUGCCAUAGGGGUGAAAAACGCAGAUGAGAAUGAACUGCGGGAGAUUGCCUCUGAACCAGACAGCACUCAUGUGUACAAUGUCGCUGAAUUUGACCUGAUGCACACAGUUGUGGAGAGCCUGACGAGGACAGUCUGCUCCCGGGUAGAAGAACAGGACAGGGAGAUCAAAGCGUCAGCCCUUGCCACCAUUGGGCCGCCUACACAGCUGAUUACUUCUGAAGUCACUGCCAGGAGCUUUAUGGUUAACUGGACUCACGCCCCAGGAAAAGUGGAAAAAUACAGAGUCGUGUAUUAUCCUGCCAGGGGCGGAAAACCAGACGAGGUGGUGGUGGAUGGAAGCGUAUCUUCUACGGUGUUGAAAAAUUUAAUGUCUUUAACUGAAUAUCAGAUAGCAGUCUUCGCAAUAUAUGCUCACACGGCUAGUGAAGGCCUGCGGGGAACUGAAACCACACUUGCUUUACCCAUGGCUUCUGACCUUGAACUGUACGAUGUGACCGAGAAUAGUCUGAGGGUAAAAUGGAAUGCAGUGCCCGGAGCCUCAGGAUACCUGAUCCUCUAUGCUCCUCUCACAGAAGGUCUGGCUGGGGAUGAAAAAGAGAUGAAAAUUGGAGAGACCCACACAGAUAUUGAAUUGAGUGGGUUGUUGCCCAAUACGGAAUACACAGUUACAGUUUAUGCUAUGUUUGGAGAAGAGGCCAGCGAUCCUGUUACGGGCCAAGAAAUGACAUUGCCUUUAAGUCCACCAAGAAACCUGAGAAUCUCCAAUGUUGGCUCUAACAGUGCUCGGUUAGCCUGGGACCCAGCUUCAAGAAAGGUCACUGGUUAUCGAAUUGUGUAUAACAACGCAGAUGGGACUGAGAUUAAUGAGGUUGAAGUCGACCCUGUUACCACCUUCCCUCUGAAGGGCCUAACGCCACUCACCGAGUACACGGUCGCCAUUUUCUCUAUCUAUGAUGAAGGGCAGUCAGAGCCCCUGACUGGAAUUUUUACCACAGAGGAAGUUCCAGCCCAGCAAUACUUGGAAAUUGAUGAGGUGACGACAGAUAGUUUCAGAGUGACCUGGCAUCCCCUCUCAGCUGAUGAAGGGCAACACAAGUUGAUGUGGAUUCCAGUCUAUGGAGGGAACACCGAAGAAGUCAUCCUAAAAGAAGACCAAGACUCACAUGUUAUUGAAGGCCUGGAGCCCGGCACUGAAUAUGAAGUCUCAUUGUUGGCUGUACUGGAUGAUGGAAGCGAGAGUGAGGUGGUGACCGCUGUAGGGACCACACUUGACAGUAUUUGGACAGAACCGGCUACGACCAUCAUCCCCACCAGACCCGUGACGACAGUUUUCCGGACAGGAAUCAGAAACCUGGUUGUAGAUGAUGAAACCACUUCUAGCCUGCGGGUAAAAUGGGACAUUUCAGACAGCAGUGUGCAGCAGUUCAGGGUGACCUACCUGACUGCUCAAGGGGACCACGCGGAAGAAGUGGUAGGAACGGUGAUGGUGGCUGGAAGCCAGAACAAUCUCCUUCUGAAGCCUCUGCUUCCCAAUACUGAGUACAAAGUCACGGUGACUCCCAUCUAUGAUGAUGGAGAAGGCGUCAGCGUCUCUGCCCCUGGAAAAACCUUGCCACCCUCUGGUCCCCAAAACUUCCGGGUCUCAGAAGAAUGGUAUAACAGGUUGCGCAUUACAUGGGAUCCCCCGUCUUCCCCCGCAAAGGGCUAUAGGAUUGUCUACAAACCUGUUAGUGUUGCUGGCCCAACACUGGAGACGUUUGUGGGAUCUGGCAUUAACACCAUUCUUAUCACAAACCUCCUCAGUGGAAUGGACUACAACGUGAAAAUAUUUGCCUCCCAGGCCUCAGGCUUCAGCGACGCUCUGACAGGCGUGGUGAAAACACUGUUUUUGGGUGUGACCAAUCUUCAAGCAGAGCAGGUUCAAAUGACCAGCUUGUGUGCCCGGUGGCAGGUGCAUCGCCAUGCCACUGCCUACAGAGUGGUCAUCGAAUCGCUCCAGGAUACAAAAAAGCAAGAAUCCACUGUGGGCGGAGGGACAACCAGGCAUUGCUUCUACGGACUUCAGCCUGAUUCAGAAUAUAAAAUCAGUGUUUACACAAAACUUCAGGAGAUUGAGGGACCCAGUGUCAGCAUAAUGGAAAAAACACAAUCACUUCCUACUCAACCACCUACUUUUCCUCCGACCAUUCCACCAGCAAAAGAAGUAUGUAGAGCUGCCAAGGCAGACCUGGUGUUUAUGGUGGAUGGAUCCUGGAGUAUUGGAGAUGAAAAUUUCAAUAAGAUCAUUAACUUUCUGUAUAGCACUGUUGGAGCCCUGAACAAGAUUGGUGCAGAUGGAACUCAAGUUGCAAUCGUUCAGUUCACUGAUGACCCCAGAACAGAAUUUAAACUAAAUGCCUACCAAACCAAAGAGACCCUUCUUGAUGCAAUUAAACAUAUUUCAUACAAAGGAGGAAAUACCAAAACAGGAAAAGCAAUCAAGCAUGUCCGAGAUAGUCUGUUUACUGCAGAGUCAGGUACCAGGAGAGGCAUCCCAAAGGUCAUCGUGGUCAUAACUGAUGGCAGGUCACAAGAUGAUGUGAACAAAAUCUCUGGGGAGAUGCAAUCAAAUGGCUACAGCAUCUUUGCUGUUGGUGUGGCCGAUGCGGAUUACUCAGAGCUGGUUAGCAUUGGCAGCAAGCCCAGCUCACGGCAUGUCUUCUUCGUGGAUGACUUUGACGCCUUUAAGAAAAUUGAAGAUGAGUUGAUUACUUUUGUCUGUGAAACCGCAUCAGCAACCUGCCCACUGGUGUUCAAGGAUGGCAUUGAUCUUGCAGGAUUUAAGAUGAUGGAAAUGUUUGGUUUGGUUGAAAAGGAUUUUUCAUCUGUGGAAGGGGUUUCUAUGGAGCCUGGUACCUUCAAUGUGUAUCCCUGUUACCGAAUUCAUAAAGAUGCCUUGGUUUCCCAGCCAACCAAGUAUUUGCAUCCAGAAGGAUUGCCCUCUGACUACACAAUGAGUUUUCUAUUCCGGAUUCUUCCUGACACUCCAGAAGAGCCAUUUGCUCUUUGGGAGAUUUUAAAUAAAAAUUCUGACCCAUUGGUUGGAGUCAUUUUGGAUAAUGGUGGUAAAACCUUAACAUAUUUCAACUAUGACUACAGUGGGGAUUUUCAAACAGUUACUUUUGAAGGACCUGAAAUUAGGAAAAUUUUCCAUGGCAGCUUUCACAAGAUACACAUUGUUGUCAGCAAGACUUUGGUCCAAGUGGUUAUUGACUGCAAGCACGUGGCUGAGAAGGCAAUAAAUGCCUCAGCUAAUAUCACGUUGGAUGGUGUUGAAGUCCUGGGAAGAAUGGUCAGAUCAAGGGGACCAAAUGGAAAUUCUGCACCAUUCCAGUUACAGAUGUUUGAUAUUAUUUGUUCCACAUCAUGGGCCAAUAAAGACAAAUGCUGUGAACUUCCAGGCCUGAGGGAUGAGGAGACCUGCCCGGAGCUACCACAUUCCUGCUCCUGUUCUGAAGUCAAUACAGGGACUCUGGGACCAGCAGGCCCACCAGGUGGUCCAGGACUCCGAGGACCAAAGGGCCAACGAGGUGACCAGGGUCCAAAGGGACCAGAGGGCCCUCGGGGUGAAAUAGGCCUUCCGGGACCUCAGGGUCCCCCUGGACCCCAAGGACCAAGUGGUCUGUCCAUUCAGGGAAUGCCUGGAAUGCCCGGUGCCAAAGGAGAAAAAGGAGAAACUGGCCUUCCUGGUCCACAGGGUAUUCCAGGAGGCAUUGGUUCACCAGGACGUGAUGGCUCUCCAGGCCAGAGGGGCUUUCCUGGAAAAGAUGGGUCCUCUGGCCCUCCAGGACCACCUGGGCCAAUUGGCAUUCCCGGCGCCCCUGGAGUCCCAGGGAUCACAGGAAGCAUGGGGCCUCAAGGUGCCCUGGGGCCACCUGGUAUCCCUGGAGCAAAGGGGGAACGAGGAGAAAGAGGCGAUCUGCAGUCUCAGGCCAUGGUCCGAGCAGUGGCGCGUCAGGUGUGCGAGCAGCUGAUCCAAAGUCACAUGGCCAGGUACACAGCCAUCCUCAACCAGAUUCCCAGCCACUCCUCAUCAGUGCGGACCAUCCAGGGGCCUCCCGGGGAGCCUGGCAGACCAGGCUCACCUGGAGCCCCUGGUGAACAAGGGCCCCCCGGGACCCCAGGUUUCCCAGGAAAUGCAGGUGUGCCAGGGACCCCAGGAGAACGAGGUCUAACUGGUAUCAAAGGAGAAAAAGGAAACCCAGGCAUUGGAACCCAAGGUCCAAGAGGCCCCCCUGGACCAGCAGGACCUUCGGGGGAGAGUCGGCCAGGAAGCCCUGGGCCCCCUGGCUCUCCCGGGCCCAGGGGUCCACCUGGUCACCUGGGGGUGCCUGGACCACAAGGUCCUUCUGGCCAGCCUGGAUACUGCGACCCCUCUUCGUGUUCUGCCUACGGGGUAGGAGCUCCUCAUCCUGAUCAACCAGAAUUCACUCCUGUCCAAGACGAGCUGGAAGCCAUGGAACUGUGGGGCUCGGGGAUCUGA
This is a messenger RNA of Puma concolor (puma), 5391 nucleotides long. The record is from RefSeq and is a predicted model, not a curated record. Lineage: Eukaryota; Metazoa; Chordata; Mammalia; Carnivora; Felidae.